UGACUGCAUUACAUCUAAAUAAGGUCCACGACUCACUGUUGUUUUAAAGAAGGAAAGAAAAGCAACAAUUUUAAAAUUCAGCAUGGAUUUUGAAUUAUUACGAUCGUUUAUCUUCAUCGGAUUAAUAAUUAAUGAAUGCAUUUUAGCGUCUAAGGUUUAUGAGUGGCAGAAUAAUUGGGGUUCAGGCUUGUCGACUAAGGAGUUUGCCCAGAUUCACGAACUUGACAAAACUAUUACUCACUAUGCAACAGAUGAAAGCGCCUCGGCAAAAAGUUCCCCGGCUGUCAGCCUUUAUGAUCUUAACACGAGAGAAGAUGAUUUUAAAAAGGGAAUAGUUGCUAUUAGACCACUUGUGGCAAAAGGCAGUCAAGUCUGUUUCAUUUCACAAGUUGUAAAAUACUGGCCUGGAACCGAAAAAGCUGUAACUAACCGGCAUGGGACCAUAGUAAAUGCACCGAAAUCAAUAAAUUACUACAAAGUAAUGAAGGUAUUCCCAUCAAACCUUGACCCUCUUUCUAUACAAAGUAUAGCUGACUUCUGUAACGUAGAUUCGGACCAUAUAUUCUACAUGGAUCCCAUUGAAAAUGUGAAAGGUUACAAACAGAAGUUGAAGAUCCAUGGACUCUUUGGACGCUUGGUUGUUGGUAUUCCGGAUAAACACAUUGAUACAGUAUUUGGUAAUUGAAUGAUCAAAUGAAAAUAUACACAUUAUAUAGAUUGAUAUUUCAGACGUAAUUUUUCAUACGAAUAUUGUUUUAAACGAAUUAAUUCUAAAACGAGCUAAUGCCAAUAAAAUAUUGUUAUAUUUAAAAGGUGAAAUUGUUUCGUUCUUAUUAAUCAUCUGGAAAUUAGGUAUAUAUGAUUAUUUUUUUUUAUACUUAGAGUUAUUUAUAUAUAACACAUUCAAAUUUCAGGAUGUUCAGACUGCUAAGAGUGAAAUCUAAUGUUUAGAAUUUUUGGAAUUUCAGGAUGAAGAUUGAAAACGAAGUAGUCUUGCGAGAGUUCUUUGUGCAUAAUCAAACUUAACUACUAAUUUUUAUUUCAUUUCUUUCCUAGGUGUUCUUCGUCAAAAUGCCUUGGAUUUUUUAAGACAAUUUCACUGUAAGUGAAGGUUGCAGAGUAAAAUGUUGCAUUAAUUCUAAUGUAUUUUAUUUUCAGCAGUUAUUUAAUGAAUCAACAUAUAAAUGUCAUACUGAAGUGAGGAUAGCCUCAUAUAAUAAUUAUUUGUGUUAUUGCAUGUUUUACAUAUGUGUUUAAGCACACCACUGAAUAGCUUUUUCACUUAUUAUUUUUUUUUUAUAAUGCGUAUGUUUGUUGAAGCUUAUUAUUACAUUUGGCACACUGUUUUCGGACGUCAAAUGCUAUGUUAGAAUAAUUCUAUUUCAAAUCACUGAUUUUUUAGGUUUGAUUGUUAAAAUUGUAUUGUUAUUGUAUAGUUUUGAUAUUGUAUACCAGAUAUAUGUUAACGUGUAUAAUUAUUCAUAUUGCACUGUUAAAAAUUUAUAUUGCAUACAUUGCUCAGCGUUACAGUUUGAUAUUACACGGUUUAAAGACUUAUAGCACGACGCUUAUUGACUAUUCAAUAUUGAUGUUAUAUUGUUUAUUGAACGGUGUUUUCUUAGAACUAAAAUUAUUUUCUAUAUAAUUAUCUAUUAUCUAUAUGUUUAAAUACCAGCGUGUCCUGCUUUUUUGUAAUUUUCUUUGAUCACCAUUUCCUUUAUUUUCUGUUACAUGUAUAUUGUAUGGUCACAUAACCGACGCCUUUUUGUUUUUGUUGAUUUAGAAAUUUGUUUGAUUUCUUUUUAAAUAUUUAAGUU
Molecule: messenger RNA, 1817 nt
Organism: Ruditapes philippinarum (Manila clam)
Lineage: Eukaryota; Metazoa; Mollusca; Bivalvia; Venerida; Veneridae
Exons: 5
Coding region: 83-685 (200 amino acids)
Source: RefSeq, a predicted model, not a curated record